Molecule: messenger RNA, 4589 nt
Organism: Drosophila arizonae
Lineage: Eukaryota; Metazoa; Arthropoda; Insecta; Diptera; Drosophilidae
Gene: jing
Product: AE binding protein 2 jing
Biological process (GO): regulation of transcription by RNA polymerase II
Cellular component (GO): ESC/E(Z) complex
Source: RefSeq, a predicted model, not a curated record
CAAAUGCGAAACGAAGCUUAAGGCAAAGUUAGCUUAGGAAGAAGGCACAAAAGUGAAUUUGAAUGACAAUGUGUUGUAAGCCAAAUAAAUGGCAACAUCAACAAGAGCGGGAUGUAAUUAAAAGUAACGUAAAAGAAACAGUUACGAAAACAACAAAAGGAACCAUAAACAAAAAAGUGCAUAGAGGAAAACAAAUUGAAAAGCAAACGGAAACAAAGAGCAAAGCAAAGUGAAGAAAAUGUCUGGCACGCCGUCGAAGGACACAGCGACAAAGACUAAAGAAACGGUUAGCGAGCCACCAAUAGCCACGCCCACGGCCCCUACUACCACAGCAACAACAGCAACAGAAACAACAAAGUCAACAAUAACAACAGCAAAGAAGACUUUAACAUCCAAUGCAGCUUUGUCAUUGUUUGAUCAGCUGAAAAACGGCGUCAAUUUGAACAGUUUGACUGGAACUGCCUCCCCCUCGGCUAGCCCUCCGGCAUUCCCGUUCGCCUCACCCGCCGCUCGAGCCACAAAUAUUGAAUUGAAGCCACCACCGCCCCAGCCGCCAAAGGCGUCCUUCAAUACGCCCACGCGGCUGCUGUUGCUCCCGCCCACAAGCGGCAGCAUUGGCAUUGUGCAGGGCACGAAACGGGGCAGGGAAACAACGAAAGCAACAACUGCAACAAGCAACAAUACAACGAAACCCAAGCAAACAGCACCGACGGCAGCAGCAGCUAAAUUGGAUAUCAACGCAUUGCGAUCUCAGCUCUAUCAAGGCGCCAGAAAGACUGCAACAACAACAACAAAUACAACAACUGCCAGAGGAGAGCGUGGAGUGCGAGGGAACGGGCAGAGCAUAAAGAAACGUUGCGUGGAUCGUUACGACUCAUCUGAGUCAUCAGACAGCGGCGUUGCCACCUCCCUCAGCGCCGACUCCAGCACAGGAUCCAGUGAGGAUGCAUCCGAGCCUGGCUCCCCGUACAGUGCGCACUCGCUACUGAGCGACGAGCAGCAGCUACACAAAAUGCCGCCACAAAUACUCAGCGCUGCGCCCAGCAGCAGCAACUCCAGCAGCAGCCCUGCACCAACAGCCGCUGCAGCAGCAACAAUCACAGCGAAUGCAACCAGAAGCAACAGCAACACUGCCAAAAUCACAACAGCGACAAGUGCGACUCCAACUGCAACUGCAACAGCAAUCACCCAACGCAACGGCAACACGACGCUGCCCACGCUGCAAUGGCCUUGGAACACGAGCCUCGGCAGCACUUCCACGGCGGUUCCGGCUGCGGCAGCCUCCAAGAAGCGCGCCGCGGUCAGCAGCAACAGCCACAACAGCAGCAGCAACGAGGCCACUGGCUUGAAGAAGUCACGCGUAGAUCCUCAGGGCAACAGCAGCAGCAGCAGCGAGAAAAGACUGAAGGCAGCUGCCUUGGAGGAGUCGCAGACGAAGAUCACGGGCUUCUUCAAGUCACAGAUGAAGGCGACGUCGGGCAAGUUGUCAGCGACGCCCUCGCCGCCCCCAGCAACGGCGGCAACAACAGCAGCAGCUGCCACACCCAAUACGCUGACAAUGAGCACGCCAGCAACAACAGCCUCGCUCAACAAAUACUUUAACAUACUCUCGCAGCUGAAUGAGCAGAAGCAGCAGCAGCAGCAGCAGCAGCAGCAGCAACAGCAACAGCUGCAGCCCAAGCUAACGACAACAGUUGCUGCUGCUGUGGGCACUGCUGCCGUGUUGCCGGUGCCGGCGCUCAAGAAGAUCGAGCGCAGCAGCAAGCAGCCCGCCAAGAUUGCUCAGGUGGCGCCCAAUCUGCGCAAGACGCCGAGCAGCAACAGCCACGCGCACAGCCACAGCCACGCCCACAACGCACACGCCGGAAAUGCCCACGCGGUCACCGGCAAAUCGCCCGCCAAGAAGCACGUGGCCAUAGCGCCGCGCACGCCGGAGAUGAAGCAGCAGCAACAGUUGCAGUCGCAGACGUCAAAGACAUUGGUCCCAGCAGCAGGAUACCGCGCACCCCACAGCAACAAUAGCAGCAGCAACGGCAGCACCAACAACCCAUCAGCAACAGUUGCUGCCAAGCCCUGCCAGAAGCUGCAACUGGCUGCUGCUGCAGCUGCCACGCCCAGUGCCACGCCCACACCUGCCCCCAGCACACUAACGCCGCUGCCCUUCAGUUCGCCCAGCAGCAACAGCAACAGCAACAACAGCAACUCGCAGCAAUCGGCACGCGCCUCGCCUGCCCUCUCCGCCCACUCGUCGAGCACUCUGUCGGCCUUCGGCAAGUCGCUGGUGUCCAUCAAGGCGGAGCCCAUGGAGGAGUCGGCCACGCCCCCGCUGUCGAGCACGCCCAAGCCGCAGAGCUUCGCCGGGCAGCUGCAGCUGGCGAGCGGGCGGCGCGCUGAGCCCUCGAAGCACGAGCUGCUGGCCGCCGAGUGCAACUCGAACUGCAGCAGCAGCUACACCGGCAGCAACUCGGUGAGCAGCGCGGCGGAUCUCUCGCUGGAGGCCUCCACGCCGGCGUCGCUCAGCUCGGCGCCCUCGCCGGCCGCCAGCAACAGCAGCAGCAGCAGCAGCAGCCAGACGCAGCAGAUGUGCUCGCCCGAGGGCAACGCCAGCCAGCAGGACAUGCUGAGCGAGCUGGUCACCUCCUCCUGCAACUCCAGUGGCACGGAGGACUGCUCGCAGGCCGCGACGCCAGCAAUGGCUGCGACAACAGCAGCUGCAGCUGCAGCUGCAGCAGCAGCAGCAGGAGUCACUGCUGUCAGCAGCAGCAGCAGCAGCAACUACGACGAGGAGGACGACAAGUCGGUGGCCUCCUCGGAGACGGCCACGCACAAGCGGCUCACGCCCGAGUCCGGAAUAGGCGGCAGCCUCAGCAACAGCGAAAGCAGCAACUCCAUUGCGGAUGCCAUCUCUUCAAAGUCCGUCUGUCCGCCGACGUCGGCCAGCAGCAACAGCUGCAACGCCUCCGACAGCAACUCGCUGGCCAGCAAUGCGCCGUCCCCCGCCUCGCCCGGCAGCAACAGCAACAGCAUCGACGACUGCUCCACGGCCUCGCCCAUGGUGGAUACCACGCUGGCGGAGAACGCCAGCAAAGUGUUGCCCAAGUGCGCCAUAUCGCCGAUUCUGUCGCAGCCCAAGACGAUCCGCUUUCCGGCCGGCGCAGGAGCAGGCGGCAAGGGGGCGAAGCGGCAUGACGGCGUCUGCUAUUGGGACAAGUGCAACAAGAAGCACGAGAGCAACUCGAAGCUCCUGGACCACAUGCAGACGCAUCAUGUCAACACGCAGACGGGUCCCUUCGCCUGCCUCUGGGUGGGCUGCAAGGUGUACAACAAAGAGUCCUGCUCCCGCCGCUGGCUGGAGCGCCACGUGCUCUCGCACGGCGGCUCAAAGCAAUUCAAGUGCAUCGUCGAGGGCUGCGGCCUGCGCUUUGGCUCACAGCUCGCCCUGCAGAAGCACGUGAACAACCACUUCAACGCCUCGGACAACGCCAAGGAGAGCGCCAGCAAGCGCACCUCCGACCCGCCCGUGCCCAAGCAGCUGCGCAAGAACGGCAAGAAGCUGCGAUACCGCCGACAGCCCUUCUCAGCUCGCAUGUUUGACUUCUUCGACACGGGCAUCAUGGAGGGACUGCAGCAUCGCCUGCGCCAGAUCAGCACGCUGACGAAUGGAACCCAGGCCAUCACGUUCCAGGGCCAGUGCCUGAUGAGGCGUCGGAAUCGGCAAGGCUUCAGCGAGUGCUUCGUGCGCUGGUCCCCACGCGAAAUCAUCUCGGAUGAGUGGAUGCCCGAAUGCCCGAACGGAACGCGGCAGCACUCGAAGGUGCUGCAGAUUAAGCACAUGCGCCCGGCGGAGAAGACGCGCAUCGACAGCCUGCUGAGCACCGCCUACAGACUGCGCUACGACGCGCAGCUCUUUGCCGAUGAUUACAGCAUGAGCGAGGUGCGGCAGCAGCAGCAGCGGAUGGAGGAGGAGCAGCAGGAGGAAGCAAGCGGCAGCGACUGUGCGGACAGCGAGGAGGACGAUGGCGACGGAGAGGACGCAGAAGAUGACGAGGACGAUGAGGAUGAGGAUGAGGAAGAUGAAGACGACGACGACGAGGACGACGGUGUCUCGGCCACAAUCAGCUCCAGCAGCGGCACCGUCUCCAGCUACCAGCACGUGCUCAGCAUAGCCAAGCUGCAAUUGCAGCAGCGCAGCAAGCAUCCGCGCAAGCCGCCCAAGGCAGCGCCGAAAAUAGUGCCGACAGAUGCGCUGGUGCCCAUCUAGAGAGUAUUCUCUAAGUAAUUAAGCCACGCUCCCCCUUCACAACGACAACAACAACAACAACAGCAAAUAUGCCCCCAAAGGACAAACGAGUAAACAGUGACAAGUAGAUUUUAGUUCCAUUCUUAUCUAAGGCCACCCACACAGCAACAAAGCCCAAAACCUUCAUACACACACACACAUGCAUACUAUAGAUAAGUCUUGUAACAUACAUACAUACAUAUAGUUAUAUACGAAAGAAAGAGAGAGAGAGAGCAGAUCUCGCUUUCAGUUCUAAGAUAGUGCAGAUCCACAUCAAAUGUAUAUAAAAAUCGCUUCAAUAUCAUAAAAA